AUGUUUGGUAUGGGUUUAAGUUAUGGAAUGUUAAUUGAUGCUUCAAUGACAUUAGCUUCAGAGACUGUUGGUUCUAAAUAUAGAUUAGUACAAAUGUUAGCAUUUCAAUGGUCAUUAGCAUUACAAAUAUCAUCUAUAAUAGCAUAUUUAACUGCAAUACCAUUAUUUAUUUUACUCCUUUUUUGGGAAGAAUCUCCACGUUGGCUUAUACAACGUAGACGUUUUAAAGAAGGUUGUAAAUCAAUUAAUAAAAUUAAUAAAUGGAAUAAUUGUAAUAUUCAAUUUACGGUAAAUGAUUUAAUUGGAAUUAAAACACAAAGUGAAGAAGAUAAAUCAAAAACAUUUUUUAUACAUCAUCUUGUAUCAAGUUUAAAAUUAGCCAAAUAUACUUUAGUACUUUUUUUAUCAGCAUUAACAGUAGAAUUAUGUAUAGCUGUUUUUAUAUUUGAUGUUCAAAUACUUGAUGGAAAUCCUUUUAUUAAUAUUGGAUUAUAUGGUUUAUUACGUGUAUGGGUUCCUUUUUUUAUAAUAAUAUUUGAAAAAACUUCAUUCUUUGGUAGAAGAGGUUUAUUUUUAGGGUCACAAAGUUUUUCAAUAAUAUGUUAUUCAGUUGUCUUUAUUUUAACAUAUUUUACAAUGCCAAAAUAUAUCAUAUCAUUACCAGCUAUCAAAACCAUUUUUGCACUUUUAGGUGGAAUAGUUAAUUCAUCAAUUUUUUUUACUAUUUAUAAACAAUAUACUAUGGAAUUAUAUCCAACAUUACUUCGUGCUAUAGCUGUUGGAACAUUUGGAUUGGUAGAAAGAAUUGGUGGUGGAAUAGGACCACAAUUAAUAAUACUUAAUAAUAUUAUAGGAAAAGGAUCAGCAAUUGGUAUGACAAUAAUUAUAAUGAUCCUUUCACUUAUAACAGGAUAUUUAUUUUUACCAGAAACAAAAGAUAAAAAUAUGAUUGAUUUUUGUGAUUCAGAAAUAGAAACAUCAUCAAUACCAUCAGAUACUCUAUUAUCAUCAAAAGAAAGAGAUGAAAUAAAAGAGGAAUCAUAA
Molecule: messenger RNA, 1044 nt
Organism: Strongyloides ratti
Lineage: Eukaryota; Metazoa; Nematoda; Chromadorea; Rhabditida; Strongyloididae
Product: Solute carrier family 22 member 15
Exons: 2
Coding region: 1-1044 (347 amino acids)
Biological process (GO): transmembrane transport
Cellular component (GO): membrane
Molecular function (GO): transmembrane transporter activity
Source: RefSeq, a predicted model, not a curated record